Molecule: messenger RNA, 675 nt
Organism: Babesia sp. Xinjiang
Lineage: Eukaryota; Apicomplexa; Aconoidasida; Piroplasmida; Babesiidae
Exons: 2
Coding region: 1-675 (224 amino acids)
Biological process (GO): translational elongation
Cellular component (GO): cytoplasm
Molecular function (GO): translation elongation factor activity
Source: RefSeq, a predicted model, not a curated record
AUGGCGAAGAAGUCUUCCUGUGGUACCGGGUCAGUUAAUAAGAAGGUUAUUAAUAAGGUCGGCAAGUCUUCUUCCGAUUACGUACUAGAAAAAUCUAAAUUGAACAAUCUGUUCAAAUCCAUACGAGGAAAAUCGGCUGCGGUUGUAUCAGCUUCAACGUCAUCUACUAGUCGUCAACCUGCGUCGAAUAAAUCUGCAUCGAUUUCUCGCACAUCGAAGUCAAAGGACGGUUAUUCUGAGGUGUCAGUUGGUGUCAGUGUGCGUAAGCGUACGGAAGAUAAUCUUCCCAUCUACACUGUAGAGGAGCUUAAUAUCGAUAAAUAUUGCGAGGUUGUUUCAAAUCGUCAGGUGAAGCAAGGUCGAGGUUCUGCAUCCCUUCAGGUGGAGUACAUUGAGUUUCCCAGCAGGAAGCCGAUGACUUUAAAUUUGCCCAUUGGUGCUAAGGUCGAUAAGAUAGAUUUGGAGAAGCAGGGCGCGUUAGUACAAUAUCUUGACUCUGAUGCUCGUGAGCUUGUUGUAUCGGACCACAACUUUGAAGAGAAGCGAAUUCCCGCUUUAAUUGUCGGUGACGGUGCUAAGCUAUUGGAGGCUGGGGAUGAAAUCCAACUAUUCUACCACAACGAAACUAUCGUUAAGGUCAGCCUGCCUAAUACCAUUACAUCGCGUUUGAAGUAG